ACUGACUGCGAAUUUGUUGACCCUUCUUCUUUGAACUUUGACUUUAGCCCAGUAGCCUAGCACAUAAGGACACACUCCAGAAGGUUUGUUUUGUCUCUGCAGUCGCUGUGUCACUUGAACGAUUGCCAAUAGAAGGCCCAGGUAUAGGCCAAAAUCUUUGUGUCAAAUCAGAGUCAACGAAGCCGUGGCAUUGUUCCAGAUCCGAUCCAAACUGGUGAUUAUAAGCAUACGGGUACACGCAUCAUACCGGAACCAAAACAACCAGUGUUGUGAGUGAUGAAUAAAGUUUUUCAGACAUUGUGCAAACAGCAACUGAAUGCAAUAAGGCUGGUAACAAAAUUUAAUGCAGCGACUCUCAAUGAUCUACGCAACUACUCUUGGUGUUGCAGAAAUGGGAAUGUAGUUGCCUGUGAAAACUGGCUCAAGAUAAGAGGUAAAAAAGAAAAAGAGCGCAAGGUUCUACAGAGUCGCCUGGUCGCUCGAUUUACCGUUCCUGUAUCCAGUGUAACCGGACCCUUCGCCUUUCAUAUUGAUAGCAGAAGUUUGUGUCUUGGGCGCCCACAACAGGAUAAGAGACUUCAAGACAGUGGUGUUGUUACAGAGGAGUGGAACUUAUCAGAAAAUAUGGCUGGAUAUAUUGUUGGACAUGACAAAAGCAAUAAAAUGUUCUAUAUCACACUUCAAGCAAAACCUGAGAAUGGAGAGACAGCAUUGGCAAAGCUGGAAUACGACUAUGUGAGACCGAAUCUGGUGGAUUUGUAUCACACCGAGGUACCCCCUGAGUUCCAGGGUCAGGGAAUUGCGAAGAUUUUGGCACAAACUGCUUUUGAUCACUUCUGUGAGCAAGAAAUUCGCUUUCGACCAACGUGUACCUAUCUCCAGAAAUAUUUGCGAACCAAUCCAGUGCCAAGGUAUAUGGACUUCAUGGACAAAACAUCAACGUAGACGGCUUUUACCCUUGUCCAUCUAAAAGCAUGACUGUCCCGUGACUGUCCCAUGACCGUCCCGGGAAGUGUGAGACAGCUCGCAAGCCUGUAAUUGUAAAGGGUUCAGGUUUCAAAAUAUGUUAUUAUUAUUACUAUUUACUGUGUCCUUUUGUUGUGAAAUAAAAAUAAAGAAUCAUUGGAAAAAAA
This is a messenger RNA of Aplysia californica (California sea hare), 1133 nucleotides long. RefSeq lists its product as uncharacterized. The transcript has 5 exons. The record is from RefSeq and is a predicted model, not a curated record. NCBI's taxonomy places the organism in Eukaryota, Metazoa, Mollusca, Gastropoda, Aplysiida, Aplysiidae. Bases 277 to 945 code for a protein of 222 amino acids.